CCGCGUACGAGGAUAGUUGUAUCGUAGGACUGUGCUUCGCUGGACGGGCCAAUCGGUGGCCUACAUUAAUUCGGCCGUUCCCCUGGACUGGACUGUACCUGGCGAGAUGGACCGAUCCACUAGGAGCAUCCUUACAAGGAUAGUCGUUGACUUCCUCUGCGUCUUCAUUGUCGGCUUGUGCGUCCUCGUCUUCUUCCUCUUCGGCAGGCCUAAUCAAAGAGGCUUUUUCUGCAACGACGAGUCACUUUAUCACCCCUUCCGAUCAUCGACGGUCACCAGUACGAAUCUUUACGUCACCGGCAUGAUUCUACCUAUAUGUCUGAUGAUCCUGGGUGAGUACGUCCACACGAGGAAAUCCGGCGACCAGUCUUCGAGGAUUCUUUUUGGGUAUUCCAUGCCUUCUUGGGCGUGGAAGGCAUAUACGAAGAUCGGCAUCUUCGGUUUCGGAGCUGCAACGACGGUGCUUUUUACUGACAUUGCGAAGUACACGAUCGGAAGGCUGAGGCCGCAUUUUAUGACGGUUUGUGUACCCAAUGUUGAUUGCAAUUUGCUUGAGAAUCAACAUCGAUACAUCGAGGAUUUCACCUGUACCUCGAAUUUCUCGACGAAGCUGCUGAAGGAAGUCAGGUUAUCCUUCCCCUCGGGCCACUCGUCGUUCUCCGCCUACACAAUGCUCUACGUUGCGCUGUACCUGCAACUGCGCUUCACGUGGGAAGGUAGCAAAUUGUUGAAGCACGUAUUGCAAAUAAUUUGUUUAUUGAUGGCCUGGUUCACGGCGAUGUCACGAGUUACUGAUUACAAGCAUCAUUGGAGUGACGUUUUGGCAGGAUCUACUCUGGGAGUAGUCGUCGCAGUAUUAAUGGCCUACUGCGUGGCCGACCUAUUCAGAGAGAGGAGCCCCUUAUCACCAGGUGAUAAGCUGCACUCGGGGGAUUACGAAGUCGAAGGUGGGACUCAGGGCGAAUCGUGCCCGCUAAGGCGUUGCUUGCACAUGUAUGGCGACAUGUCAUCACGACCGCCAGAGACGACUUAGUGCACCUUAAAUUUAACUCGACCUCCUCAUCGUCAUUACUGUCCGACUAAUUU
Molecule: messenger RNA, 1086 nt
Organism: Orussus abietinus
Lineage: Eukaryota; Metazoa; Arthropoda; Insecta; Hymenoptera; Orussidae
Gene: wun
Product: putative phosphatidate phosphatase
Exons: 8
Coding region: 107-1033 (308 amino acids)
Biological process (GO): signal transduction; phospholipid dephosphorylation; phospholipid metabolic process
Molecular function (GO): phosphatidate phosphatase activity
Source: RefSeq, a predicted model, not a curated record